Messenger RNA from Anopheles funestus (African malaria mosquito), 4961 nucleotides. RefSeq names its product peptide transporter family 1-like. NCBI's taxonomy places the organism in Eukaryota, Metazoa, Arthropoda, Insecta, Diptera, Culicidae. The coding region runs from base 2534 to 4690 and encodes 718 amino acids. Gene Ontology annotation, biological process: oligopeptide transport; transmembrane transport. The record is from RefSeq and is a predicted model, not a curated record. Gene Ontology annotation, cellular component: membrane. Gene Ontology annotation, molecular function: dipeptide transmembrane transporter activity. The transcript has 6 exons.
CACAUACGUAGUUUGUGUGUGUGUGUGUUAAGAUAUGAUGAUUUUUAAAUAAUAGAAAUAUAAAAUUUGUCAAAUUUAUUUAAGCUCCAACGAUAAGAAGAAAAAUUAAGGCCUUAAGUUGGAACCAUUCAUGGAAACACGCGAAUCACCGCGUAACCAACACGAUCUUCGACAUUAACGAUGCGUUACAUCAAGGUCAUAUCGGUCUCCCCUCUUACAAAAUAAAAAAACAUUGACACUGUUGUUACGCUAAGUUUCCAGCUGCAACUCAUUAGGGUAGCCAUUGGAAGAGUUCUCCAUUAGGACGCAAUCCGGUCGAGUUUGUUGCUUACCCGGUCAUUCAGCUUCUGCGUCCCGAAUGUGCGAAGUUCAGCUGGGUAGAAAAAAAAAGGCACAGCAUUCGCUUUUACGCGGUGAAUGAGAUGCUCCGUAUCUGCAUGUGGGGUUGGUUGGAUGCGUCACACCGAUGACUAUUUGGUAGCGCACAUUUUUCGAUGCUAUCAUGCUCGAUGCAAGGACGACAAGUUUAACUGUGAACCGGUUAGUUUGGAAGUACGAACAUGACACAAAAGCAUAUCUCAGAAUGGUUCGAGUUCACCAAAAAGGUAGUGCUCGCUUAGCUCUUCUGAGAAGAAAACAAAUUGAAAAAAUGGCACACGGAAAAUCCUGUGAUUCACUCAGACACAGUGGGAUGUGAUGUGGUGAACGUAUGAACCCGUUCGCCUGUACCGCUUAUAGGACGUUCUUCUGAUGCAGUUACGACACCUGUCGGCCCGUUUGGACUUUGCCAUUCAAAUUGUGUUGGAAUAAAGCAACAUUAGCGAAUAAUACGUGUGGAGAAAACUGUGUCACGAUUUAAUGCGAUCAAAUAGAAACGUCCGACAGGCGGGGUGUGUGUAAACCAAAAAAAAAGGUUAAAGUUCGUCCUGUUUGCCGCAUGUCUGGCACGAUUUAUCUUUCAACACUAAAAUAGCAACCAUCUGAAGAAAGGCCUGUACUAUAUUGUGGUAUCAUAUCGUAAAUUAUUAUAAACAACAAACGGGCUGGGUUGCCUAACAUCCUCCUAUGGAAAGCAAUAAAUCGUCGAUAAAGAGACUUGAAUUGUCUUUGUUUCGACGGAAUCUAUCAAUAUACCGCUCACACUAAUAAACAUGAUGAUGAAUGAAUGGUUAGAUGAUUGUAUGCUGCCGAAACUUGUGAUAAGAUAAUACCUCAGCCGGACAACACAUCAAUACCAUCCUAAAUCGUUUUCGCUGCUUGUCUUAUUAUUUAUCGUCUGCUUGGAGCUGAGUGAUGAAGUGCUCUAUGUAGGUGAGAAAACGGUUUUAAAACAAAAAAAAAACAUCACCAUAAAUUAAAAAACGAAACGAAGCGAAGAAAACGUUGCAGAUCACGCGACGUGCAGAUCGGCAAAGGGGAGCAACUAUUACAGGUUAAGGUACGGCUGCUGUCCAAAAAUCAAGUACCCUGUUGAUAAGAUAACCUGAAGAGCGAUGGGCUUGUUUCUUGCGUUGAAUAGAAAUGUGGGGUAAGGUGGCACCCUUGCUCAUCCUGUAUCUUCAAUGAGUCAAUACGUCACGGAAUUUGUGAGAUAGAGUGUACAGAUUCAACCGGUGUGAAACGAGUACAUAUGUUGCUUAUGUCAAGUGGGUAAUACCUGUAAACAGUAAGGUAAUGUUUCUAUAAGAGCGAUUGUUGGUGUGUGACUAUUUUUUUUAAACGCAAACUCAUUAAUCCCUUAGCACUGUACGCAAAGGCGAUGUACGUUUUAUCAAACUUUUCAAAAGACAUUUUUUUUUGCUAAAAUUUACAAUUGUUUCCUAGAGAGUGGUUUGAGUGGGAUAUUGUAUAGUUGAUUGAUUUCUUUCUGCUUUCAUUUUUCUGUGAAGUUAUAAAUUUAUUUUAAAUCAAACUAUAGUAUUUAUGAUGUUAUAUUUUUAUUGCUUGAAUGUUAAUAGUUGAGCUGGCAACAAUUGUUUUCAGUGCCAGUUUUCCAAUGGUAACCACCAUGAAGAGGAGCGUUCAUGACAAUGUGGCCUUUUAUUCAACAUGGCGGGACUCCCAGGAAUGGGCUAUCCGAGAGUCAAUCGUCUCAAGAGUCCAUUAUCAUACUACUUGAAACCAUCGUUCAUAAAUUCUGCAUGAGCGGAAUCUGCCCUUGACAUCAUAUGUAUCAAUCCACGCGGGGUGGGUGGCUCUUGAUAGCUGCUGCAUAGCAGAUAUGGCAAGGAAAGGUUUAAUAAGUAUUUUUUUAUCAGCUCGUAAAGUCGUCUUAUCAGUUGUCGAAGAUUAUGGUUCUACAGCCUGGCCGCGGGAUUACUGCUUUUAACUGAAUAGCGUACCCAUCAGUAGUGCUCAGUCUGUUAAUACACCUCGGAUGGGUAGUAUUAAAAUUGUCUAAUUAUUAAGUACCUCCUGGAAGUUCCAUCCCAGAGCUUCGCUGCAAGAGUUCAUCCAUACCUAGUGCUAGAAUGUGUUUUUAGAUUUUAUAGGUGGAAGGAUUGUGAAUAAUUGAAAAUUGUGAAUUGAAGAGAUGGCCGAUUCAACCAAAGAAGAACAGCCUGCCGCCGUACCAGAGGUCGGGGAUGUCGAAGGCGAACCAAAGAAGCUCAAGUAUCCCCGAGCCAUUCCGUUUAUCAUCAGCAAUGAGUUUUGCGAACGGUUCAACUACUAUGGCAUGCGAACCGUGCUGGUACUGUACCUCACGAGGAAACUGGAUUUCGACGAUGAUACAGCCACGGUACUGUAUCAUACCUUCACUACCUUGGUGUACUUUAUGUGCGUGAUCGGGGCUAUCAUUGCGGACAGUUGGUUGGGCAAAUUUCGCACAAUAUUGUACCUGUCGAUCGUGUACACGAUCGGUAGCGGAUGCAUUACGCUGGGGGCCAUACCGAGCUGGGAUCUGGACGCACGUGCGAUGACCAUUGCCGGACUGUUGCUGAUCGCUUUCGGCUCGGGUGGAAUUAAACCGUGCGUUGCCGCGUUCGGUGGCGAACAGUUUAAGCUACCGGAACAGGCAAAGUAUUUGGCGCUGUUCUUCUCGAUGUUCUACUUUGCGGUCAAUUCGGGCUCAUUCGUGUCGACCAUGGUCACACCGAUUUUACGCGAAGAUGUGAAAUGCUUCGAUGACGAUGAUUGUUUCCCAUUGGCGUUCGGCGUACCCGGUGUGCUGAUGGUGAUUUCCAUCAUCAUAUUCAUCAUUGGCAAGCCGCUGUACAAGAUAUCCGCACCCGCGGGCAAUAUGUUUGUAAAGGUUUCCAAAUGUAUUUGGACUGCCAUUCGGACGCGAUCACGUGAAAAAUCGAUCAACCCUCGUGAGCACUGGUUGGAUUAUUCAGAGAAGCGCUGGGGACGCCAGCUGGUCGACGAAACGCGCAUUCUGCUGAACGUACUAAAGUUGUACAUUCCUCUGCCGGUGUUUUGGGCGCUGUUUGAUCAGCAGGGUUCCCGCUGGACUUUCCAAGCAACCCGAAUGGAUGGCGACCUGGGCUUUUGGACGAUUAAACCGGAUCAGAUGCAGGUCAUCAAUCCUCUGCUUAUUUUGGUGUUCAUUCCGCUGUAUGAGGUCGCUUUCUAUCCACUGUUAAGCAUGAUCGGAAUUCGGCGACCACUGCAGAAGCUCACACUGGGCGGUAUAUUUGCUGGCUUGGCAUUCGUGAUUUCAACUAUCGUCGAAAUUCAACUGGAGUCUACCUACGCCAUCAUUCCGAAGGAAGGAGAAGCUCAGCUGCGAAUAUUCAAUGGCAUGAACUGUGACUAUCGCGUCCAGUCAGACAUACCAGAGUAUGCCGACUUUACACUAAAGAGUAUGAGCAUGUUCGAGGAGAAGUACCUCAGUGUGAAGGGUAAAGCCACGUACACAUUCACGCUUUCUUCCACUGGCCCUGGACUGAAUUGUGCUGUGCCGGAGCAGCAGCGUACGUUUGAGGUGGAGGAAGAAAAACAGAUGUCCUACUUUAUCCGCAAACAGGACAACGACAUCAGUCUGUUGCGAUACGAAGAUGACACAGAAAAAUCGUCCAAGGGCUAUCCGAUGUACAGAGUGCUGGGAAAUACGGCCACGAACCGCACGGUAGUGUUUCGAGACAUUGACUCAUCCGAUCCGUUCGACAGACACAAGAACGGUUCGUAUGUGUACGAUCUGGUGGAAUCCUAUCCUUCCGAUUAUGAAAUCUAUGUAGAUGGCGAGCUGACAUUGACCUACACGAUGAGACUAGGAGGCGUCUAUGCUUUCAUUGUGAGCGAUGCUGAUGGAAUGACCACUGAGCCCAUCAUCGUCACCGAACCGAACUCCGUCAACAUGCUGUGGCUGAUUCCUCAAUACGUAGUUAUGACUUUGGGCGAAGUGAUGUACUCCAUUACGGGACUGGAGUUUUCGUUCACGCAAGCACCGGAGAGUAUGAAAUCGGUACUGCAAGGAUGCUGGCAGCUAACGGUUGCCGUGGGCAAUCUGAUUGUGGUUAUCGUAGCUGAAGCAAAAAUCUUCGAUGCACAGAAAUGGGAAUUUGUGCUGUUUGCUGGUCUAAUGUUUGUCGACAUGGGUUUGUUCUCUAUACUGGCCUGGCGCUAUAAACAGAUCCCGUUGAAAACCUAUGACGAGGAAGAUGAUCCAAAUGCAACGCUACCCAUUGAUCAGAAGGAACAAUCCGGGCUCGAUAAUCCCGUCUUUAAGAAAUCGUCAGACGAGUAGAGUUAGGAGCAAAUGAUCACAAGCAAACUACAUAUGACCUAAACUUACGUUAAUCAGAUACAAAACAGACGACGAAAACAGACGCGAGACUGAGGGAUGGAUAUAGUAGAAAAAGUGUGAAAAUGAGGGACAAACCAUACCAGAAAGAAAAAGAAAGUAGAAAAGAGAGAGAGGGAAAGAUGGAAGGAAAACAAAACACGUGGGGUGAUCCGAAAGAUCUAAUAAAUUUUCUAUGAAAAUUUUUGCCUAAUAAAGUAGCAUAUCCCUACAA